Molecule: messenger RNA, 844 nt
Organism: Thamnophis sirtalis
Lineage: Eukaryota; Metazoa; Chordata; Lepidosauria; Squamata; Natricidae
Source: RefSeq, a predicted model, not a curated record
CUCGCGUUCACGUGACCCUCCCGGCUGCUUGGCGGAUCCUUCCUUCCUUCCCACCAGAUGGGAAAAUGGCAGGACUGAGCCCCGGGGAUCGCUGGGCCGAAGCAUUAAUUGAUGAGCUCAGAAGAAAUCCAUGUCCAUUGGAGGAAGUAAGAAACAAUUUUGAUUGCUGUGGCUGUAGUGACUGUAUGAGAAUGAAAAAGGAGCGUAUGUGUGACAGUGGAAGAAGCCAGUCAACAUCUGGAGAAGGCAGCAUGACCUACACCAAGGAACAGUUACUUGGAGUUCAAAGAAUAAAGGAGAGUAAGAAUUACUAUGAAAUUCUAGGCGUAGGAAGAAAUGCGAAAGAUGAAGAACUAAAGAAAGCUUACCGAAAACUUGCCCUUAAAUUUCAUCCUGAUAAGAAUUGUGCUCCAGGAGCAACAGAUGCAUUCAAAGCAAUAGGCACAGCUUUUGCAGUUUUGAGCAACCCUGAAAAGAGAUUACAGUAUGAUCAGUUUGGAGAAAAGGAAGAUACUUUUUAUACCAAUGUGCCCAACCACUAUAACUAUUACAGAGAAUUUGAAGCAGAUAUAACGCCAGAAGAAAUAUUUAAUAUGUUUUUUGGAGGGAAUUUCCCAACAGGAAAUAUACAUAUGUUUUCCAAUUCUUCAAUGGACCCCCCGUGUUAUCCACAGCGCAACAGACAUGAGAGGACAUGGGCCCAGGAUGAACAGGAGGAAGAAAUCAGACCACAGAAUUCCUACUCAGCAUUUAUCCAGUUACUGCCAGUCUUUAUUAUAAUAGCUGUUUCAAUAGUAACUCAGCUGAUGGCUACUAAUCCACCCUACAGCCUCUUCUUUAAAUC